This is a messenger RNA of Venustampulla echinocandica, 2904 nucleotides long. RefSeq names its product putative trehalose-6-phosphate phosphatase. The coding region runs from base 1 to 2904 and encodes 967 amino acids. NCBI's taxonomy places the organism in Eukaryota, Fungi, Ascomycota, Leotiomycetes, Helotiales, Pleuroascaceae. The transcript is spliced from 3 exons. The record is from RefSeq and is a predicted model, not a curated record. Gene Ontology annotation, biological process: trehalose biosynthetic process; cellular response to heat; fungal-type cell wall organization. Gene Ontology annotation, cellular component: cytosol; alpha,alpha-trehalose-phosphate synthase complex (UDP-forming). Gene Ontology annotation, molecular function: catalytic activity.
AUGCCUCAACAAUCCUCCAGAGAAGGUGUCCAUUUCGCUGGGUCGCAGCAAACACGACCUGCGGUACAAGACCGCGAGGAGUCCCUCCACCCAGGCCAUCGCCAAUCUGAUACGGAAGCCGUCACUCCUUGGAUGGAGGCCGGCGAGUCUUCUCUCGGCGGCGAUGCAGUCGAAUGCUAUUUUACCCCCGACAUCCACAAUCCACGGCGAUCGGUCGCGGAAACCCCACGCGAUGCCGCUUCCGGCGCGAAAUCGAAUAGCGAUAUCUUGCAGCGGAUGACAAGAGGUUUGCAAACACCAGAUUCUUCCUUAGAGACGGACCCGAGGGCAGCGAAUCCGUCAUUAGAACUUAGCGGAGGUCUCAUCUCAGCAACCUUCGCUCUUCCAGACUCCCCACAGUUCAGAAAGGGUCAAGACUGGACUCUGAUCCCCCGUCGUGGCACAUCCGCGUUAUUCGACUCGUUCAAUUAUCUCUCGUCAGACAAGACGCCAUGGAAUCAUACUCUAGUCGGAUGGACGGGAGAGAUAUUCCCCGCCGACAACCUGACACCACCAGACACCCCACCUACAACGACUACCGCAUCUAAAGUACCUCCUCUUAACAAAGACUCCGCUCCAAUCCCGGUCGACGCGUUUGCAAAACCUACAGAAUCGCAGCACUCUGAGGGAUUGUGGGUAAGCAAAGAGGACCAGGAGAGGUUGGAGUGGCAGCUAUCUCAUCAAUCGAAAAGCAAAACCGUUCCCGUCUGGCUCUCGGAUGACCCGCCUGAGAGUGUGACUGACGGCAGCAUACUCUUGAAGGACCAAUCGCGAUGGAGACGGUUUGCCGAGACUGAGCUCUAUACACUCUUCCAUUAUAAGCAGCACGAGCCUACCAAUGGCCAAGCUGAGCGAGCCUCAUGGGCAGAUUACUACCGAAUGAACCAGAAAUUUGCAGACAAGAUCAUGGAAAUUUACAAGCCAGGCGACAUCGUUAUGAUCCACGAUUACCACCUACUACUCCUUCCAAGUAUGCUCCGGCAACGGGUUCCGCAUAUGUACAUCUCGUUCUUCCUACAUAUUCCAUUUCCAAGCAGCGAGUUUCUACUAUGUUUGCCCCGGAGAAAGGAUGUGUUAGAGGGCAUCCUGGGCGCAAAUUUGGUCGGAUUUCAAUCUUACAGCUAUCUCCGUCACUUCGUUUCUUGUUGCACUAGGAUCCUCGAUUUCCCCUCGGAUACCGCAGGUGUAGAUGCAUAUGGAACCAAGGUGAGCGUAGGCGUCUUUCCAAUCGGAAUAGAUGCCCCGGCUAUCGAGAAACUAGCCUUUGACGAUCCCGUCAUCGACGACCAGGUUGUUGCUUUGAGGAAGUUAUAUGAGGGCAAAAAGAUUAUAGUUGGCCGGGACCGUCUUGAUAGCGUUCGAGGUGUUGCUCAAAAGUUGAUGGCUUUUGAGAGAUUCCUGGACCGUUAUCCGGAGUGGAGAGAAAAGGUGGUCCUGAUUCAGGUCACCAGCCCUACUAGUAUUGAGGAGAAAAAGGAGGACUCUAAUAAGACCAACGUCGCCAACCAGAUUGCCGAGCUCGUGGCUAAAAUCAACGGUGUCUAUGGCUCCCUGGGAUUUUCCCCUGUCCAGCACUAUCCCCAAUAUCUUUCACAGGAAGAAUAUUUAGCGCUUCUCCGGGUGGCAGAUAUUGGCCUUAUUACGAGUGUUCGUGAUGGCAUGAAUACCACCAGUCUCGAAUAUGUGGUAUGUCAACGCGAUGGUCAUGGCCCACUCAUCUUGUCCGAGUUUUCAGGAACGGCAGGCAGCUUGAAGGAUGCCAUACAUAUAAAUCCCUGGGAUGUAACAGAUGUUGCUGCCCAAAUUGAACGUGCAUUGACAAUGAGUGAUGAUAUGAAGGCUGCAAUGCACCAGAGCCUUUAUCACCACGUAACGACGAGAAAUGUCCAGGCGUGGGAAAACGGGUUCCUUAAGCGGCUACUUGUCGUUCUGGGUGCUCGGGCUGCCGUCGCCGCUACGCCGUUGUUGGAUAAAGCAGCGCUCAUCAAACACUACAGAGCAGCCAAGAAACGACUCUUUAUGUUUGAUUAUGAUGGAACUCUUACUCCAAUCGUGAAGGAGCCGUCUGCUGCCGUCCCUUCCGAAAGAGUCAUCCGUACUCUGAAGGCACUUGCGUCUGAUCACCGAAAUUCUGUCUGGAUUAUCAGCGGCCGAGACCAAGAAUUCCUCGACCGAUACCUCGGCCAUAUCUCCGAGCUGGGAUUUAGUGCUGAGCAUGGCAGUUUCAUGCGGCACCCAGAGCAGCAAGAAUGGGAGAACCUGGCAGAGAAGUUUGAUAUGAGUUGGCAGAAAGAGGUUAUGGACGUGUUCCAGCAUUAUACCGAAAUAACCCCAGGCUCAUUCAUCGAACGAAAACGCUGCGCUCUGACAUGGCACUACCGGGCGGCAGACGCCGAAUUAGGGCCCCACCAGGCGCGCGAAUGCCAAAAGGAACUUGAUAACACAGUCGCCAAAAAAUGGGACGUCGAAGUCAUGACCGGCAAAGCCAAUCUAGAAGUCCGCCCUACCUUCAUCAACAAAGGCGAAAUAGCAAAACGUCUCGUCGCCUCCUAUGGUAAAAUUGUUGGUGAACUACCAGAAUUCACACUCUGCUUGGGAGACGAUUUCACCGACGAGGACAUGUUCCGCGCCCUCAGUGGGUGUCACCUCCCAGCCGAGAACGUAUUUACUGUUACGGUGGGAGCGAGUUCGAAGAUGACCCUUGCGAAAUACCACCUUCUGGAGCCGGCGGAUGUCGUUAACACCAUUGCGCUGUUGAAUGGCGGGGAUACUAAUAUCGCGGAUCUGGGACCGCUAGGGGUGGUAGAGGGGAAGAUUCCAAGUGAGAUGCCCGGUGGUGUGAAGAUCGCACCAGAAAAACCUUGA